CUGUCGCAUUUAUUUUACAGUGUCUACCAGCUGAAGAUAAGUUUUUAAGCACUUGUUUAAGUGAUUAGUGUAAAUAAAAUACGCGAAAAUUUUCCUUCCAGUCGAAUCAAAUGUUGUUUUAUACAAUUACUUCAUCAGAUGUGCCAUUGAGAGUACGCAUUUCUCAGUCGAAUGAGUUCUGGCGAUGGCAUUAGGUGACGAAUGGCACUUGGGCAAAUGCGAUUUCGUUCAUCCGAUGGCACCGCGCGAAAGACAUUCAUUCUGAAGGCAUUAAGAGGUUGUGCUUUCUCGACUCGAAAAAACAAUCGCAUGGCUACCGUGCCAGUCGAGGAGACAGUGGUCCCGGAAGGGGCAUCGCGAGGACCUACAGGGGACCAAACUGGAGGCAGCCUAGACGCCGGACACGCUCGCAGUGGCGGUGAAUGCAAAGUGCAUGACCACGAUCCAGACAUCGUUACCUACCGCAACAGCGACAGUGGCGCCGGAUGCUACGAGUCGGGCGGCAGCACUCGGAGAAGCAACGAAGGCGCCAUAGCCACUGGAAGCGUUAGUAGUGCUCAUUCUACCAGCCCCGUCUACUGUGCCCCGAGCAUCAUUGCUGACAAACCCGUCCAUGCCGUAGCCGGCGACGUCAUAGAAACCUGCAAAUACGGAGCACGUGCUCGAUCUUACACGACUGAGGCGACACCAUCAACCGCGAUUCCGGCCGUCGGCAACGCUACCGACGAUGACAGAACCCCUGCUGCUGCUGCCCCUGGUGGCAAGAACGGUAACUGCCGGAGCGGCAAGACGACCAGUGUCCGUAUCGAGCCUCCGCUAAUAACCCCGUCGAUGCGUUGCACCAUAUUUGUCGACAACAUUUCUGUGGACGUCGAGGAAGAUCAGCUGAAGGCACUGUUCAAGCCUUACGGACAGGUUGUUCGACUGAGGCUGAACCGGCAUCUGGAGGACCCGACAUCCCGGUUCGCCUACGUGCUCCUGGACUCAGAAGACAACGCCAAUUGCGCCAUCCGGGAACUGGACGGCACGAUGCUCAACGGUCUUGCGCUCAAGAUGGACACCGCAAUCGGCCGCAUGACGCACCUAUUUGGCAUCGGUGGAGGCACGCCGUUCAACCGCAGUUUCGCAGAUCAGGAGGAAUGGCGGCAAAAGCACGAGGCACGGCAAGCUAACGGCAGUAGCAACAACAGACAGCACGAUGACCAGUGGCGAAGGGAAAACGACGACCGCAACUACCGGCAGGGAGACCGGAGGUGUGGCGGCUGGAACAACGGGAACCGCCGCCACGGUGACCGCGGCAACUGCAAUGACCAUCGCGGCGGCCAAGGCCACGACCGCUUCGGUGGCUAUCACCAUAACAACCAGUCGAACAAUCGCUGUGACAAAAAAGGAAACUUCUCCAGACUCGGUGGGUGCCACGGAGACAGCGGUGGCGGUCACUCGCAGCAUGGUCAGAACUCGUCUGGCGGACACAACCAGGGAGGUGGCUAUAGGUCCGCUGAUGAGGGCCAGUCGCGUCAGCGGGGUGGCGGCCAGCACCGCAAUGGUCGCCGCGGUGAUGGAGGGCAUGACGAAGACAACUGGUGCGCAGAUGAUCACAGCCAAAUGAUCCUUAAGGAGACUAGGAAAAAAAUACGCGACGCUUGGACUAGGUAUUGUAAACGCCUGGCGGCUGAGGGAAUCGACGAGGAGUGGCCUACGUUCGAUAAGCUGCUAGAGCUGAUCAGGGACACGCCUCGCUGUCUUCCGGAGUGCGACGCUGUUGACAUCGAAUCCGAACCGGAGGACGACGAUGUACAGCUGGUGCUUGGGUGGUCUGGCGGCUCGGCAGACGGAGCGGGCGGAACGGGUCCCAAACUGCUACACUGGUUGCACGGAGACGACGCUGUUGCUGAGGUCUUCCGUGGUGUCGCGGAAGCAGCAGAGAGCGGAGGCGUUGACUGCGAGAAACGAGCGCCUCGAGAAGAGUGUUGGGCGGUUUUGGAAGAUCGUGAAGGUGCGUUAGCCGCUUUUGACGCCGGCGACGGAGUUAGAGAUGCAGCAAUCACUGACAAGCGCGUCAAGGCCAGCUUGGAAAAAGAAAAGUCGUCAGCCAAAGAGCGUGAAGUUGGACAACAGACGAUUCUUGGUGCUGAAAGCACACUCGCCGAUAAAAAAGCCGAUGUUGAGGACAUUCUUUACGUGGAAAAAAACACUGAGCCCAGCGCAGCGCCAACCAGCGAAGGGAAAAAUUCCUCGAAGGCAGAAGACGGCGUGUCUGAAAAAGUGUACGCAAGCAGUCCAGCCAUACUGAGCUCGUCAGUGGACGUGUCGGUCGAGUCUCUCGAAUUGUCAACCAAUGAAAACAGCAAAAGAGAUGACACGUUACCCAGCGAGUUCGUCUCUCGAUGCUCCGUCUCGCUCCCCAACCUCACAGAACACGCAGAAGACAGCAGUUGUGAUAGGCAAGUGAAUGGGCAGCAGCUGCCGCAGCCAUCGAAUGCUAACGAUGACAAAAAGGACUCCCAUGCCACGGAGCAGCCAUCGAGGAAGGUGGACUCGGCCGUCGAAUGCGCUGGAAAAGGAGAGGGACAGCGUCGGGGAUCCUCGAUGAACGCUGAAUUGGCGACCACCACUUUCGCGGCACAGGGGAUCGUUCAGAGGGAUUCAGCUGGCCCGACUGUGACGGACAAUGUGAAACGAGAGGCUGCGGAAGCUUCUCAAGAUUCCGAUCUGGGAAAUAUGGAGAGAAACCUCAGUGUAGCAGACGAGCCGGAAUUUAGCGUCGAGACAACGAAAGACGAAGCUGGACAAGAUGAAGCGGAUGACAUGCGAACGGUUGCGGUCAUGAUGGCGGAUAGGGUAGCAGCCUUAUCGGCUAGGAACAUGGGGCCAGAGGCUAAGGCGGUGUGGGACUCCGAAGAAUUCAAGGUCGACAUGGAAGGGGACUACGCAGGUAACGACGAAAACGAGUACUGUUCAGGGGGCAUGAAGGCUCUCUGCGAAGACAUCAACCUGCGCCUGAAGAACUUCGAGAACGCCUUGAACUUGUCUGUUCGCCAAGGCGCGGCCCAAUUUAGCUCCGAUCACGGAGAGGGAGGAGGGCGUUUGCCGAGCGAGCGUCCCGUGGCGUUAAAUGUUAUCCCUCAAGUGUUGCCUGUGGAUGAGGACACGCCACCACAGUCGGAGCGUUUCGAGGAACUUGAGUUGGGCAAGUCCUCGAACGGCAUCGACGCCCACGAGUCGUCGGCAGAUACCGGCUUACACAACAGGGACAGUGGAGGGAUGGUCAAGGCCGAGGAAGUGGCUUUUAUGGCCCGUCAUGUCAGUGAGGAACUCCGCUCUCUGCUGCUGGACAGUACGGGAGGCGACUUACUGGCAGGUACAGCGACCGGAGGCUCCGGCAAACGUGCAGCGAAGCUUGGGGAGACUCUUGCCUUUCAACGGGCGAAGCCGGGCCAACAACAGAACGUGACCGAUAGUAUUGAGCAGGGUUCUGAGUCCGGCACUUGUCCUCCGGGAAACAAGGUGCGCGAGAGCGAGCUUUGCGAGGGCAUCAACCGUGACUUUGGGGCUGUCUCGUGCGAAAGUGAGCAAGAGGAGGUGCAGAGGGAGGUUGAUGAAGGCGGCCAAACGUCAAGCGCACUCAGGGAAGGAGGUAACCAAAGGGCUGUCCGCCAUCCUCGUAAAUACGUCUUCGAAGAGAGCUCGGACGUGGAAGACAAACUCUCGACUCGGACAUGGACGACUGGGUGCGUCGAAUAUCUAGGGCCAAAUUAGGUGAGCAGAAAGGAGCGGUCGACGCCGACUAUCCAGCUGAGGGUGCUAGUGACGUCGUGGUUCAACAGGCCUGUGUCGCGACAGAUAUAGAAGAGAGACGCCUGAUAAAGCAGCGCCUCGAAGAAGGCGGAGCUUCAGAAGACCAUGGUAGUGCGGCCGGCCAAGAAAUGAGCGGUGACGUCGAGGUUUCUUUUCGAAAUGACGUAACGUUCGGAAACGAUGGAGUCACGUCAGACUCUGUCGCGGGACGUGUUUUUGGCGGUCCAGACUGUGGAGAGGUGGACCGCGAGGCAGAGAGGUCGGAGGGAACGUCCGAAGGCGUUAAAAAGGGCACCCAAGAUGGCGGUGGCGGCGCGCACCAGACGGCCGACAAACAAGGGCCGGCGCACAGUUCAUGUGCCAGUGGCGUCGUCGAGUCGAACGAGACGGGACGGCAUGGGGACGCGGGCGCCACGAGACGCCUUCCUCGCGCUUUGUGCCACGAUGAAGAAUUUGAAUGCAAGCCAGGCGACGACGGCGAGUAGCAGUCGCGGCGCCGUUGGUGUCGUACGCGCAUCACAGCGCUUCCUCUAUUGCUCGUAAGACUCAAGCGCACAUCAUGUCGAGGACGUUUCUUCCCAAUGAUGUCGUGGAAAAGUCUGGCAACAGAGAUAAAAGAAAAAAAGCUAAAGUUUAGUAAACAGGGUUCGGACAGCCGCCUCCAUUCAUUUCGGACUUUGUACUCGGCCAGCGCAGAUUUUCAUCAUAGUUUUUUUCUCUUUCUUUCAUGCCUUGUAUUUGUUCAUGUUCAAAGCAUCCCAGAAUAAGCACUUUUUCAUUCAGCCUAUUUGGGAUGAUGUGAUUUUCAAUUCUUCUUCAAAAGUUGAUAAUCGAGGUCGAUCGCAUUUUGGGCGGGUCGCACCGAGUUCUUCCAGUCAUAUUGCAAAUUCUGUGCUUUCUAUUUGGUUUUGUUUUUGCGUUAAUAAAAAAAUUCUUCGGGAUCCAC
Messenger RNA from Rhipicephalus microplus (southern cattle tick), 4744 nucleotides. RefSeq lists its product as uncharacterized. The record is from RefSeq and is a predicted model, not a curated record. Gene Ontology annotation, molecular function: RNA binding. Lineage: Eukaryota; Metazoa; Arthropoda; Arachnida; Ixodida; Ixodidae.